AUGCACCGAUCACUUCAGAUCCUCUGCAUUCUGGCAGUCUUCACAUCGUUGGCCUACAGUCAAGGCAGCCGUGACGAGAAUCAAAGUGCUAAGCGCAACGACUUCUCCCGGGAUAUCAUGUCGUUCGGAAAGCGAUCCGCUGAUGCCGCCGACAUGUACGAUCGACGAAUCAUGGCCUUCGGAAAGAGACAGCCAAACUUCGACCGUGACAUCAUGUCCUUUGGCAAGCGUUCCGCCCCAUCCGACUUCUAUCGUGACAUCAUGAGCUUUGGAAAGCGUUCAGCUUCAAUGUACGACCGCGACAUCAUGUCAUUCGGAAAACGUUCGGCCGCCAUGGAAUACGACCGGCCAAUCAUGGCAUUCGGAAAGCGUGCUGAAGACUACGAACGCCAAAUCAUGUCCUUCGGAAGACGCAAAUAA
Molecule: messenger RNA, 420 nt
Organism: Caenorhabditis briggsae
Lineage: Eukaryota; Metazoa; Nematoda; Chromadorea; Rhabditida; Rhabditidae
Gene: Cbr-nlp-13
Product: Protein CBR-NLP-13
Exons: 3
Coding region: 1-420 (139 amino acids)
Source: RefSeq, a predicted model, not a curated record